UGGUGGCAUACAUAACAUUGGAUGCUCGUAGAUCUCUACUUGUCCAAAGACGAAAUGUAGAAGAAAGCUGAAGAUUCUAAUCACCAUUCCUAGUCUGAUUGUUUGUAGCAAUGGCUCGACGAGGGUGGCUGAGUUGGUCUUUGCAAUACCCUCGCGUACUGCUGUUGACUUUCCGAUCGCACCUGCACAACUCGAACAGAGAUUUGGAAUGGGUACUCACGGCAUUGACGUACCCUGCGAAUAUAUUAUUCAGUACCGGACUGAGAUAUGCUGGGCCUGCAUUCGUUUUUGCAGUCAUAGUUCUCAUCACGUGCGUAGUCCUCAACUGGUACCUGUUUCUACUGCCGAUGCUACUUGCGCGAUAUAGUCUUCCCGUGGUACUGCUGCAUAGUGCUGUGGCUCAUUGGUUGUUGAUCAACAUAGCUUUUCACUACUGGAAGGGGUGGACGACUCCUGCUGGCCGACCUACUUACGUGCAAGGUGCGAAUGAAGCAGACCUACGCCAUGACUGGAAAUGGUGCAAGAAGUGCUUGCAGCCGAAACCGCCCCGCACCCACCAUUGUUCCAUUUGUAAAGUGUGCACGCUCAAGAUGGACCACCAUUGUCCUUGGCUGAAUAACUGUGUGGGCCACUACAAUCAUCGUUACUUCUGGAUGUUCUGUGUCUACAUGUGCCUGGGUGUGCUCUACGUGUCCGUGACCAGUUUGCCGAUUGUCUUGGAUGAUUACUACGGAUCAGCAGUUCCAAUAAACCGCUAUCUAGUGGAUUGGAGCCCAGUCACGCUGCCCUUUGGUGCCUGGUUCAAUAACUUCUACAAAUCCUGGCAGGCAUGGAGUAGAAUGUUUAUAUUCCUACUAGCUGCAGGCGUGCUUCUUGUUCUUGGCUCUCUUACAUCAUGGCACUUCUGGAUUAUAAGCCAAGGAACUACUUCCAUUGAACGACACACGAAUCAAAUCGAGGCGAAGCGCCUUGCCCGUCAGCGUCUGUUUUUCAAGAAUCCUUAUGACUUUGGCUUUAACACGAACUGGGCUUUCUUGCUUGGACUGGUGGAAGGCAGGUCUUGGCGACACAUGCUGUUUCCGUCCAGUCAUCUUCCUAUAGGCGAUGGUCAUCACUGGGAUUACUCAGCUUAUCUACAUAGCAGUGGCAAGGGCAACCUGAAGGAACACACCGUGUAGUGUUGAUGCUAGUGCAGUCCGCGCUCCAGCAUCAAUAAUAUUAUAGAGUAGGGGCUUGUUCAAGGCACCCUAUUAUCGUUAUGACUUGUGUGAACUCUUGAAGUUUUCCGAUCAUUCUUAUCUGGCCUGUUUAUACGCAUUUAGAAGAAAGCAAUGCAUGAGAUUACUUCAACGUGUGCUGAGAAUACCCACAAGGAGUUCAUCAUUUUUCUGCAAAAGAUGUUGAGCAUGAAAAGUGAAAUAAAUAUUUAGCCAACAUCUCAACCAUCAUACUUCAAAAUUGCUUUUUGAAUCUCUCCCAUGAAAACUUUACCAUGUAGACUAUGUCUGUCAGGUUUGAGACCAUCAUGAUCACAACUUGCCAGUCUUCUCCCCAGAAAGUAGUCUCUGGUUAUAACUGAAGCUUGCAUACUCCAUAGAAUUGCCCUGGCAUAGUGAUGUGCAUUUUUUUCUAAUGAAACUUCUCUGCUGUAAAUCCUGACAGGUUUGAGACAAUGAACAACACUUGCCAGGAUUUGAUUGUUACUUUGAUGUAUGAGCUUUGGCAUGCCUCAUGCUAAAGUAGCUAACAUGUUACUGUACCGUAUGUCCUUUCCUUGCUGAACCUUUUCUUUGUCUCCGUCUAGGCUUCUAAUUUUUCUUUAUUUUCACGCGAUUGUGCACUAGUUUUCUCUUGUACCUUUUUGCUUUUCCAGGAAGCUGUGACGCUCCUUUUGUCCUAUACUGGUAUUCCCAAUGGAAUUCACUCACUUCCACUGAACUGGGAAGAGUGUACCCUACUCAAUAGGGAUCUGUACGAAAUGUUCA
Messenger RNA from Sycon ciliatum, 1985 nucleotides. Its product is annotated as palmitoyltransferase ZDHHC16-like. Gene Ontology annotation, molecular function: palmitoyltransferase activity. The coding region runs from base 111 to 1178 and encodes 355 amino acids. NCBI's taxonomy places the organism in Eukaryota, Metazoa, Porifera, Calcarea, Leucosolenida, Sycettidae. The transcript has 10 exons. Gene Ontology annotation, biological process: protein palmitoylation. The record is from RefSeq and is a predicted model, not a curated record. Gene Ontology annotation, cellular component: Golgi apparatus.